Molecule: messenger RNA, 1384 nt
Organism: Trachymyrmex septentrionalis
Lineage: Eukaryota; Metazoa; Arthropoda; Insecta; Hymenoptera; Formicidae
Product: RCC1 and BTB domain-containing protein 1-like
Exons: 6
Coding region: 728-1384 (218 amino acids)
Molecular function (GO): protein binding
Source: RefSeq, a predicted model, not a curated record
UUCCUAUAGAUGGCUUUAGCGGUAAGUGGUGGUCGAAAUAAAUAGAUCAUAGAUGUCAUACAAUAAACUUGGGCAUCUGUCAACAUAACCCCAUAGAAACAUUAGUCGAUUUGUAUCAUAAAGUUAUUCUCGAUUGAAAAUGUCAGUUUACGAGCCAAAUUCUCGUCAUUUGCGGGAGGUUUUAAUUUUCUGCUUCAAUAUGAAGAAAUCUGCGGCUGAGGCUCAUCGAAUGCUCUCAAAUACUUAUGGUGAGGCCGCUAUUAGUGAAAAAAUUGGAUCGAUUCGUGGAUAGCCUCAAAAGAUGACCAGUUUUUUCGACGCGGGAUUCGUACGCUACCCGAAAGAUGGGAGAAAGUAGUGGCCAGCGAUGGACAAUACUUUGAAUCAUAAAUGUAUUCUCGAAUUUCGGAAAAAAAACGGCGGAAGCAAAGUUGUACACCUAAUACAUAAAUAAAAAGUAAAAAAGAUCAACAUUUUGUACUCCCCUUUCCACUCUCUUUCUUUCGUUAGUUAACAUUUCUACACCUACGGGCAAAAUAAGUUGCCGACUCUGAAUAUAAAUUAUGAUACAAGCACCAGUUGUACAAUCUUUGUCGCAUAAAAGCCUCUUUUGUUUAUCUAUAUCCACAAGACUAGCCAGAUUGACUUUCAUUCGAAAGCAAGUGUUAUAAAAGAAGAAGAAGGUUGCGAAUACAUGACUACAUAGUUUGAGGGCCAAAUCAGAACAAUGGAUAACCUGAAAAAUAAGUGUAUUAUGUUCAAAAAUAUAAAAAGAUUAAUCGCAUUAAAAUCUGAAUCUAAAGUGCAUUAUGCGCAGCGUGCUAAUUCAUCUCAGGACAUAAAUGCAGAGUGUAAACAAUUACAUGAUACAUUUGAUAAAUCUAUUCCCACCGACCUUGUGAUAAAAGUCGGAGUGCGAUCUAUCUAUGUCAAUAAGUUUGUUUUACAAAACUGUUCUUCAUAUUUCAAAAAGGUAGAUCGAUUUAUAACGUCCGAAGAUGGUCAAGACGUUAUCAGGCUAGAUCAGUUUUCGUAUGUCACGGUUUACGCCUAUUUAAAAUAUAUAUAUACCGGUGACAUUAAUCUUGUAUCUUUGGACAAGAAAUUUGAUCUCUUAAUAAUGGCUGAGAAGUUCAAAGAAAUUUUUUUGAUAAACAGUUGCUAUAAGAAAAUAAAGGAAGAAAUAACUAAAACAAAUAUAAUCUCUGUUUAUAGAACAGCGCAAACAUAUAAUAACAAGAUAGUGCAGGAAUAUUGCUUUGAAUUCUUCAUAGAAAAUACUACACAUGUCAUCAAUACAGAUAGUUUUAAAGAAUUGGAUGAAUAUACGAGAAGCACUUUUAUAAAUAAAGCGAAAGAAGUUUAUGGUUAUUACAAGAUAUGA